CUCAUCUGAUUUCUUUUAUCCAAAGAGUCUGGUUCUGCGCAGACCACGCUCUACAGAGCUGUUCUCACCGCCUUGCAUAAUGAACUCAAUCAAAAAACUAAGGCAGCCUACAAGGACAUCAUCUGAAAGUAUUUAUUCCAGACCGGGUUCCAGUAUUCCUGGCUCACCAGGCCAUACUAUCUAUGCAAAAGUAGACAAUGAAAUCCUUGAUUACAAGGAUUUAGCAGCUAUUCCCAAAGUCAAGGCCAUUUAUGACAUUGAACGUCCAGACCUAAUUACUUAUGAGCCAUUCUACACUUCCGCCUACGAGGAGAGACAGGAGAGACAGAGUCUUGGAGAGGUAAUGAAUUCAUGAGCGACCCAUUCUGUUAUACGCUAU
This is a messenger RNA of Chelonoidis abingdonii (Abingdon island giant tortoise), 379 nucleotides long. The record is from RefSeq and is a predicted model, not a curated record. Lineage: Eukaryota; Metazoa; Chordata; Testudines; Testudinidae.